AUGGAACAGAAAUGCAUUGAUGAUCCAUUAUUUGCCCGGUCCAUCCAUGCUGCAGCGGACUACUUGAUCAAGAAUCGCAUCAAUGGCGACUGCAAGUACCGCGGCUUCUUCGGGGAUCCACAGGAACCCCCAACAUCCAAACAGAGCUAUAUCACCAGGUUCCAGGGAAAGCUGGACGACGGCGAUAAGAAGGCAGGCUACUGGAAAGAAAAAGAGGCCAAAGCGAUCCGUGAUCCGUCUGCCUCGGGAGAUAUCUUAGGUCUGUGGAGGACGCUGGAGUACAUGAAAUGCGGUAAGAGGACGCACUGGCUCGCCGACGAAUAUGUUGCGCUCAAGCCGUGCGGUGAAGGUGCCAUGCAGAUCCGGGAGGAUAUUGCGGUUCGAAGAGUGUACGAAGAGGGCAAAGAGGCAGCGCCACCGUCGAAGUGCUCCAAAUCCGGUGCUCACAACAGCGGGGAGUCGUAUAUUUGGCAGCACAUGACAAGAGUUUAUGUCAAAGGUGAGGCCGGGUCAGCAGCGGCUCCUUCCUUGCUUUAUGGGAUUUGCCACGAGUGCGAUAAGGCCCUAAGGUGUCCUGCCUAUUUUGGCAACGGGAACAUGAACAAACACCUAGCACGCGUCCACGACAUUCAUCCACCCUGCAAAACCCAAUGUGUGAAGACUGAAGGAAAAGGAGUAGGUAGGAGUGCUGUCAGAGUUUGAGUCCGAGCCUUUAGGCCGCAGUGUGUGUGGGUUUGCUCAUCAACUCACUCUGGUUUACUUCGGGAACCGGAUCAGCCAUGUAAGAGUAGCGCUAAUAGUUGCGCCCGCUGCCGACGGAAGA
Molecule: messenger RNA, 823 nt
Organism: Panicum virgatum (switchgrass)
Lineage: Eukaryota; Viridiplantae; Streptophyta; Magnoliopsida; Poales; Poaceae
Exons: 2
Coding region: 1-702 (233 amino acids)
Biological process (GO): regulation of DNA-templated transcription
Molecular function (GO): DNA binding
Source: RefSeq, a predicted model, not a curated record